Messenger RNA from Cylicostephanus goldi, 405 nucleotides. The record is from the annotation of a GenBank genome assembly. Lineage: Eukaryota; Metazoa; Nematoda; Chromadorea; Rhabditida; Strongylidae.
AUGAAUUCUUUUCAGGAGGAUUAUGAUCGAUUAAGACCGCUGAGUUAUCCCCAAACAGACGUUUUCGUUCUCUGCUUCAGUAUUGUCUCUCCUGUUUCGUUCGACAACGUAGCGACCAAAUGGAUCCCAGAGAUACGUCAACACUGCCCAGACGCGCCAAUCCUUCUCGUUGGUACAAAGUUGGACCUGCGAGACGAGGCAAACCCUAAAUCUACUGGCUCUGAGGAUAGGCCACCUAUAACAAAAAGCCAGGGACAGAAAUGUGCACAGAAAAUUAAGGCCGUGAAGUACUUAGAAUGUUCAGCUCUCACGCAACAAGGCCUCAAACAAGUGUUCGAGGACGCCGUUCGAGCUGUUAUAAAUCCAAAGCCACUCAAGCAGAAGAAAUCAUGCACAUUGCUCUAA